Molecule: messenger RNA, 750 nt
Organism: Priapulus caudatus
Lineage: Eukaryota; Metazoa; Priapulida; Priapulimorpha; Priapulimorphida; Priapulidae
Product: protein MCM10 homolog
Exons: 5
Coding region: 1-444 (147 amino acids)
Biological process (GO): DNA replication initiation
Cellular component (GO): replication fork protection complex
Molecular function (GO): single-stranded DNA binding; DNA replication origin binding
Source: RefSeq, a predicted model, not a curated record
AUGCGAGGUGCUGAAGAUGAAGACGUAGAGGCACUGGAUGAGCGGAGGUUGGAGCAACGAGACAAGUACUUUGACCUUCUCGAGAAGAAGGAGACGCAUCGAAGAAAAGAAUGGCCAAGCCACGAUGAGCAGCCGGAAGUGUGUGGCGUACACCGCUGCAAGAAGUGCAAGAAGACGACCAUGUACAAGCCGUCGGGCAUCUGCAAGGACGAGCGCCAUCCAAUCACGCGCCACGACGCCGUGCAGAAGUUCUUCCAGUGCAAGGCCUGCUCUAGACGGAUGACGACCAUCGACAAGUACCCGCAGGCCUCCUGCAAGAGUUGCGGCGGGUCCAGCUAUGAAAGGGUGGGAAUGUGGAAGGAGAAGACGGUGCAGCUGGAGGCUGAGAAGCUGUGUCUGCGCGGAGCCGAGAGCAAGUUCCUCGACAGUCAGCUGAAGUCCUGAUGGCUUCCCGCUUCGUCUCACGACGCUCCUCUUCAUCUCGCGUCGACCCAUCACGACCCGUCACAUCACCGAUCCACGAACGUUCGUCGCAUUUUCGACGUGAUUUCUGAUGGAUUUCCCCGAUUUCGCGAAUCGAUUCGAUUUUCCGAAUCGAUUCGAUUUGCCGAGUCGUGAUGGCUUCGCGAGCGCGCAUGCUGCUUCGUCUCGCUUCAACCCAUCACGUCGAUCCACAAACGUAUUGUCGCGCAUCUCUCGCCAAACCUGCGAGCGCGCACCACAGACGCUUGGAACGUCUAAAAAAAAAAA